UUGGCGCUCGGGCCGCGGCGCGAGGCCGGGCGGCCGGCAGGGGGAGGCGGGGGGCGCGGGGCAGCCCCGCCUUUCCCCCGAGGAGCCGCCGGGCGGCCAUAUUGCGGAGCUGUCUGCGGUGGCGGUGGCGCCUCUCCUCUCCCGCGGCCCAGCGCGCCCGCACCGCCUCUCCCGCCCUCCCGCCCCGCCGCCGCCGCGCCGCGCCGCCCGGCGCCCCCGCCGCACCCCGGGCGGGAAGGAGCCGCCCGCUCUCCGGAGGUGACAACAGAAUUUAUAAAAGUGAAAAAUUUGUAGAGGAGACAAAAAGAGAAGCAAAAUGCCGAAACCAAUCAAUGUAAGAGUAACUACAAUGGAUGCUGAACUGGAAUUUGCCAUUCAGCCAAAUACAACUGGCAAACAACUUUUUGACCAGGUGGUGAAAACAGUUGGUUUACGUGAAGUCUGGUUUUUUGGGCUGCAGUAUGUGGACAGUAAAGGUUAUUCUACAUGGCUUAAACUAAAUAAAAAGGUGACACAGCAAGACGUUAAAAAAGAGAAUCCUUUACAGUUCAAGUUUAGAGCUAAAUUCUUUCCAGAAGAUGUUUCUGAGGAAUUAAUUCAAGAAAUAACACAGAGACUUUUCUUCUUGCAAGUUAAAGAAGCUAUCUUAAAUGAUGAGAUAUAUUGCCCACCAGAAACUGCAGUUCUUUUGGCUUCCUAUGCAGUCCAAGCAAAGUAUGGAGAUUAUAAUAAAGAGAUUCAUAAGCCAGGCUACUUGGCUAAUGAUAGACUUCUACCCCAGCGUGUUUUGGAACAACACAAAUUGACGAAAGAACAGUGGGAAGAAAGAAUACAGACCUGGCAUGAGGAACAUAGAGGAAUGCUAAGGGAAGACUCUAUGAUGGAAUACCUGAAGAUUGCACAGGAUCUAGAAAUGUAUGGAGUCAACUAUUUUGAAAUAAAAAAUAAAAAGGGAACUGAAUUAUGGCUAGGAGUGGAUGCUUUGGGUCUGAAUAUUUAUGAGCAUGAUGACAAAUUAACACCUAAAAUUGGUUUUCCCUGGAGUGAAAUCAGAAAUAUUUCAUUUAAUGACAAGAAAUUUGUUAUAAAGCCAAUCGACAAAAAAGCACCUGAUUUUGUUUUUUAUGCACCUCGUCUGAGAAUCAAUAAGCGGAUUUUGGCCUUAUGUAUGGGAAACCAUGAACUGUACAUGAGAAGAAGGAAGCCGGAUACUAUUGAAGUACAGCAGAUGAAAGCUCAGGCCCGGGAGGAGAAACAUCAGAAGCAGUUGGAAAGGGCACAAUUAGAGAAUGAAAAGAAGAAAAGAGAAAUAGCAGAAAAAGAAAAGGAAAGAAUAGAACGUGAAAAGGAAGAGCUAAUGGAACGUCUAAGGCAAAUUGAAGAACAGACAAUGAAAGCCCAGAAAGAACUAGAAGAACAAACUCGAAAAGCUCUGGAACUGGACCAGGAACGAAAACGAGCAAAAGAAGAAGCAGAAAGGCUUGAAAAGGAGCGUCGAGCCGCUGAAGAGGCCAAGUCAGCUAUCGCAAAACAAGCUGCUGACCAGAUGAAGAAUCAGGAGCAACUGGCAGCAGAACUUGCUGAAUUUACUGCCAAGAUUGCACUUCUAGAAGAAGCAAAGAAGAAAAAGGAAGAGGAAGCUACUGAAUGGCAACACAAAGCUUUUGCAGCCCAGGAAGACUUGGAAAAGACCAAAGAAGAGUUAAAAACUGUGAUGUCUGCUCCCCCUCCACCCCCGCCAGUCAUUCCUCCAACAGAAAAUGAACAUGAUGAACAUGAUGAGAAUAACGCUCAGGCCAGUGCUGAAUUAGCAAAUGACGGUGUAAUGAACCAUAGAAGUGAGGAGGAACGUGUAACAGAAACACAGAAAAAUGAGCGUGUUAAGAAGCAACUCCAGGCGUUAAGUUCAGAAUUGGCCCAAGCCAGAGAUGAAACCAAGAAAACACAAAAUGAUGUUCUACAUGCUGAGAAUGUUAAAGCAGGCCGUGAUAAGUACAAGACUCUGCGGCAGAUCCGACAAGGCAAUACAAAGCAGCGUAUUGAUGAGUUUGAAGCAAUGUGAGAGCUGUUAUUUUGCAUACAUGUUCUUCAUAAGCUGAACCACCAACAGAGAAAAGCAGGCCUUUGCAGAUAUCAUGGAAUACAUCCCACCUUGCCAAAGCACUUACACCAGUUUGACUGUGGUGACUAAAAGACACAUUUAAGGGGAGCUCAUCAACAAGGCAGUGUAAUUUCAUUUUUUUCUUUUGGGCCAGGGAAUGUAGAGUAGUGUUCCAUCUCCUCCUUCCAUAUAUUCAUUUUUUCCAUUUUUUUCCUAUUGAAGGUUAAUGCUAAUUGUCAUGUCUGACAAAUGUGUAUGUGUGAUCUAAGCAUUUUGUGCAGGUAGAGCAUUCUGUGUUCCCUUCCGCCUUCCAUAUUUUAUCUGCUUGUUGUAUUCUUGCUCAUUGACAUUUUCUCAGUUUCCCCUUCUAUCAUCCCCACACCCAUAGCCAUAAUUCUGCCACAGAUCAUUGGCAUUGUUUGAAAUGAGGGUAGGUGGCAGGGUGGACAGUCUUUGACCACUGUGUAAAAGAUGGCUAUGCAUCAUGAAAAGGAUUACAGCUUUUAGUAGUGUAGUGUGCAACUGGUAAUUAAUUUUUUAAAAACCAGUUUGAUUAUGUUAUUGGAUAUUUUGUAAUUGCUUACUUAAUUACGUCAUCUUUGACAGCUGAAUUGAUUCGUAUUCGAUCUUCCUGUCAUCCUUUGAUUUUCUUUGCCUGCCAAUUCACAAAGGCAAAGACAGCAGGUAGUUGUUUCCUAGGGAAGAGUUUAUUGAUGAAACUCUACCUGCAAAUGACAGUUGUCUCUGAAAGAUUUGAAAAGUUUUGUUCUAGAUUGACUUAGAAAAAUAGAUGCUCAGUAAAAGGAAAUAUACAUUUACUGGUCACUGAUUAUAAUCAUUACAAAAAUCCCUGGACCUUUCUGGAAGGACAGCGUGUGAAAACAUCCGUCCCAAAGAGGGGAUGGUAAUACUACCUCACUACUACUACAUACGCAAUGACUCGUUGUUCAAUCACAAUGGCGUGUAUAAGCUGUAUGUUUUCCAGGACACAGUGUUUCCUUUCAUUCUUGAAGUAGUAUUUUUGAGAUUUCUUUUUCCUUCAGAAUAUCGUAGAGUGCUAAAUUUUUAACUGCCUUUUUGUUGAGCUGAAUUGUGAGGCUCUGAUUUGUAUUACAGUUGCAAGCUCUCAUUGGUAUAUGUCUUCCAGGGAGGGGAGGGAGUGUUGUAUGUCUGAAGAGGGGAAAGAGAGAGCGAGUAUGUAAGAGUGUGUGUGUGUGUGUGUGUGUGUGUGUGUGUGUGUGUGUGUGUGUGAGAGAGAGAGAGAGAGAUCACUCUUGUAGCAUAUGAAGAAUGUCUGUACCUUCAUCCUUCAUUUCUUGAUAUAAUUGUUACAUAAUCACUUUUGCAUAUUUGAUUUUUAAAUCACUGUGCUUUUUUCCCCCAAUCUCUAAGAAUACUUAAAUUUGGUUUGUUAAUCCCAUUUUAGAAAUUAUAAUUUUAGGUUAUAUUGAUUUCAAUUAUGUCUACAAAGAAAUGUACCAGUCUGAAUGAUGUUCUAAUAUUCAUGUUCUAGCAUUUUCUUUAUUGUAAAACACCUAGAUUUGAAGAUAAGGAAAGCCUUGUUUUCUCUGUGUGGUUCAGCUACUUUCCAUUUGGUAUUAUGCACUCAAAUUUACAUUUAUCUAUUAAAAUUGCCAUUUUGUUAAACAUUUUUCAUGCACAGUAGAUACAAGUUGUGUCUGAAAAUAUCUCUUGUGCUUUUUUGAUUUUUGAUUUUGCUGACUUAAAGGAUUAAUCUGGGCAGACAUUAUGAAAAGGAAAGGUUGCAUUUAAUAUAUUUUUUGGAUUUUGUAGGACAAAAGAUAACUGGUUAACCUUGAAAUAACUGUUGUACAGUGGUUGUGCAUAUGCUUCAAAAUACUAGAGGAGAAUAGUUCUUGCAGCACAGUAGAGGAAUAGAUGGUGAACAUGCUUUUAAGCAUGAGUUCAACUUUUUAGAGCAUUAAAUCAAUGGCCGUAAUAGGUGAAAACUUGCACUUCCACUGGAUUUUUAUUAAUAUUCUUCAUUUUGAAUUAUGUGCACUACCAUUGCUAUAUCAGUUUGAUAUCAGUGUUGAAAAAUUACCAGUUAUAUUUGCUGUUUAUAAUCUAUAUGUAGAUUAGGAUUAAAAUGGAUUUAAUCCAUUUUUAAAGCUGUGUGAAUUUUUCUAAACAGAAACAACUAUUUGCAAUAUGGAUUUUCAUAGUGAUUAAAACAAUUAUUACUUUUAUUAUUAGCAGUUGAGCACAUGUUCAUAUAGCAAUGUAAAAAUAUAUUAAUGAAUAUUUGGUAAACUCCAACAGGCUUUUACCAUUAGCAUAAUUUUGUGUUGUACAAUUUAAGUUACAAUCUAUAAUUUUGGAUAACAUUCAUUGGUCAACAAUAAAGUGACAAAAGCUCAUGCCUUCAAGGUCCACUGUUGUUAUUUAGUAUGGAUUUCUUAUAUAUUUCCUGAAAGUUCUAAUCUCUACUAGACCCAUGAAUCGUCACACCUUAGUAAUGAAAAGUGGGUAGGAAAAAUUUCAGAAUCCCCAGAGAUUGACCCUUUCCUCCAAAUUACACCUCUUUGUUAUGAAGUUAUUAGUGAUUGGAAAUUCUGUGGAAAAGUUAAAUCAACUCUUCUUGAUAACAGAAAAUCAUUUAG
Talpa occidentalis (Iberian mole) is the source of this 4725-nucleotide messenger RNA. RefSeq names its product radixin (gene RDX). Gene Ontology annotation, biological process: regulation of cell shape; positive regulation of early endosome to late endosome transport; regulation of organelle assembly. Gene Ontology annotation, cellular component: cytoskeleton; apical part of cell; microvillus. The record is from RefSeq and is a predicted model, not a curated record. The coding region runs from base 317 to 2062 and encodes 581 amino acids. Gene Ontology annotation, molecular function: actin binding; cell adhesion molecule binding. Lineage: Eukaryota; Metazoa; Chordata; Mammalia; Eulipotyphla; Talpidae. The transcript has 14 exons.